Messenger RNA from Cucumis melo (muskmelon), 755 nucleotides. Its product is annotated as DNA-directed RNA polymerases II and V subunit 8A-like. The transcript is spliced from 5 exons. The coding region runs from base 192 to 632 and encodes 146 amino acids. Lineage: Eukaryota; Viridiplantae; Streptophyta; Magnoliopsida; Cucurbitales; Cucurbitaceae. The record is from RefSeq and is a predicted model, not a curated record. Gene Ontology annotation, biological process: DNA-templated transcription. Gene Ontology annotation, cellular component: RNA polymerase III complex; RNA polymerase II, core complex; RNA polymerase I complex. Gene Ontology annotation, molecular function: DNA-directed RNA polymerase activity.
AAAUAGCUAAACCCUGAACCCUAAUAUUCUUUCUUCAACGCCUCCAUCACAACCGUCUUCCUUUCAGCUGCUCAGUGCCGACGGCUCGUUCUUCUGCUCGCUCCGCUUCCGCCUCCUUCAUAUGUUUGCGUUGAUUUUGAUAUCUAUUGUUGUUAUUGAUUUGCAUUUUGAGAAACAAAUUCUCCAUAAACAUGGCGGGGCUUCUAUUUAAUGAUGUUUUCAAGGUCAAGUGUGUCAACCCGGAUGGUAAAAAGUAUGAUAAAGUUUCUAGAAUUGAUGCGCGGAGUGAGAAGCUUUCCAUGUCUAUGCUGCUGGAUGUAAAUACAGAGAUAUAUCCUAUUGAUGAAGGUGAGAAGCUUCUGAUGGUCCUGUCUCCCACGUUGAACUAUGAUGGAUCUCCUGUUACCAGCUAUAAAGAUCAGGAAGGGAAGAAAUCUCUAGCAGAUAAGUUUGAGUACAUCAUGCAUGGUAAAACAUACAAACUUUCAGAUGAAGGCUCAGGUUCGGACUUGAAAGUGGAGGUUUAUGCAUCUUUUGGAGGACUCCAAAUGCUGUUGAAGGGAGAUCCGAUCAACUGUGCCAAAUUCAGGGUGGAUCAGAACAUGUUCUUGCUCCUUCGAAAACUCACAUGAACCAUAAAAAUCUCUACUACUUGUUUGCUCUCAUGGCCUUUUGUUAUUACAGAAAUUGUGAUAACUCUGCAUAACUAUUGAUCAUAUUUGCAGAUAAAUUUUGAAUUGAAGAUUUUUACUAAA